Messenger RNA from Corticium candelabrum, 663 nucleotides. Its product is annotated as arf-GAP with coiled-coil, ANK repeat and PH domain-containing protein 2-like. The record is from RefSeq and is a predicted model, not a curated record. NCBI's taxonomy places the organism in Eukaryota, Metazoa, Porifera, Homoscleromorpha, Homosclerophorida, Plakinidae. Gene Ontology annotation, molecular function: GTPase activator activity. Bases 1 to 663 code for a protein of 220 amino acids. The transcript has 5 exons.
AUGGAUUGGCCAGUAGACUUGGAUCAGAGUCUCGGAGACACUCCAUCAUUCAGACAAUCAAACAAACCAAUUUUCCCGUCUCUAUUUCUAAUUGUUUCGUUAUUCUUUAUUCUCAGAGAAAAUUUGAGUUUUAUGUCAUCAUCAUCACCUCCUGACAGUUUGUUUGCAUCAUCAGAAAAGUAUGCAGCAUCAUACUCGACGUGGGCAAGCAUCAACCUUGGAGUCACUCUCUGUAUUGAUUGCUUGGAAAUUCAUCGGAGUCUUGGAGUUCACGUUUCGAAAGUGCGAUUGUUGACACUCGACCAGUGGGAACCAGAAACAGGAAAACUUAUGAUGAUGCUUGGCAACUCUGUGGUCAACGGAGUGUUUGAGCAAAAUUUGGAAGGAUGGAAGAAGCCGACAACUCAGUCGUCACGAGAUGAACGAGAGACAUACAUACGAGUGAAAUACGUCAACAAACGUUUUCUCUUGAAACAAAAGAUAGUGUCUACCUCCAAACCAGUGCGAGUACCACUUACCAUCGUCAUUGGCUCAGAAAGUAACGACAGCAGAGACAAGGAUUUUUUCCUGGUUGCUACUAACAAACGAGAAGUGACGAUGGAUUCAAUAGUGUUGUCUGAAGCUACAUCUGAUUCAGACAGGAUCAGUCCAGAAAUUCAUUGA